UACAGUUCCCUUACCGCCAUUGCUACUUCUCCGGUCGCAGUUUAUUUGCCACCAUUGCUGAAGUCUCGAGUUCUCCAAAGCCAUUGAGCCAAUAAUUCUUUGGUUCAGCUCGAUUCUGUUUCUGGAAACCACUAUUGACGAAGUACACCAUUGAAAAAGUUUGAAGCUUCGAUGCCGUCAACAACUACAGACUCAGUAGAUGAAAUUGUUGCAGUUGCGAUGGAGACGCUUGCAGUGAUUGAAUCGAAGAGGAAUCACCCUCUUUACCUACACCCGUCAGAUACUCCGGGAUCUAUCUUGACUACGAUUCAGCUUACUGGUAGCGAGAACUAUUCUCUAUGGAGUCGAUCAAUGCUGAUUAAUCUCAGCGCGAAAAGCAAGAUAGGUUUUGUGCUUGGACCUGCAAAAGGAGUGAUUAUACAUCUGAUUUGGAGGAACAAUGGGGAAAAUGUAAUGCGUUUGUACUUGCCUGGAUUAUGAACACUGUCUUGAAGGAGUUGCUAAGUGGAAUUGUAUAUGCCUCUGAUGCCGCGAUUGUUUGGGAAGAUUUAAACGAGCGAUUCGAUAAAGUCGAUAGAUCAAGAAUUUACCAGCUUCAUAGAGAGAUUUGCACUAUCCACCAAGGUAAUUUGAUUGUUUCAGCUUACUUCACUAAAUUGCGAUUACUAUGGGAUGAAUUCAAUGCUCUUGUACCUCCACCAUCAUGUAGCUAUGAUAGAUCUAGAUCUUAUAUGGAUCACAUUCAGUACCUAAGUUUGUUUGGUUUUCUAAUGAGAUUGAGUGAGACAUAUGGACAUGCUAGAAGCCAUAUUUUGAUAAUGCAUCCACUACCAAGUGUGGGUAAGGCAUACACAAUGAUAGUUGCAGAUGAAAGUCAGAUAAUCACUUCAGGUACACGCAUAGGGGGAGAUAUGGUUGAAAACAUAGCUUUGUAUACAGGAAGAAGAGGUUAUAAUCCUGGACACAAUCAUACUGAUGGGGACAAAGUUGAAUCACCAAUGUAUCCUAAUCAGGGUAACUAUAAUGGGAAGAAGAAAGUGAAUUGAAACUUGUUUUGUGAUCAAUGUAAGAUGUAUGGUCACAUUCAGAAAAUAUGUUACAAACUCGUUAGAUAUCCUGAGGGGUGGAAAUUCAAGAAGAAAACAUCUGAACAAAAUUUCACCAACACAGCCUGCUAAUGAUUACAGCUCCAUUCGUAAUAAUCUGCAAGCAUUUGCUGCACAACCAAAUUUCACUCUCAAUCAGUAUCAAAAGAUAGUACACCUACUGAAAGAAGAGGAGCAAAUUGCAGGAACAACCAACAUGGCAGGUAAUUCUAAUAAAACUGCUUUUUUGUCCAUUAAGGAUAAUGAAUAUGCUGCUAGAAAGGAAGAUUGUGUUGUUAUGAAUGGUAGAACUGAACCUAAUUGUAUCAGAAAGGAAAACUGGAUAGUAGAUUCGGGAGCAACAUGCCAUAUGACUUCUUCACUAAAAACAUUGAACAAAGUAUACACAUCAAAUAGAAACAUUGGUAGGAAAGUAUAUUUACCUAAUGGCCAAUCAACUUUAAUGACUCAUUCAGGCAGUUGUGUUAUACAAACAGGAGGAGAAUUGGAGAAUGUCCUUGUAGUACCUGAAUUCAAACAUGAUUUGAUGUCAGUAUCUCAAUUAACUAGACAUUUGAACUGUUCUGUUCAUUUUUUUCCUGAUUUCUGUGUAUUUCAAGACCUCUUCAAUGGAGAGGUAAAAGGGAUUGGUAAAGAGAUUGAAGGAUUAUGCUUCUUCCCUAGACAAUUCUCAAGUAUACAAAAACAAACAGAUGUUGGUGAAACCAAGGCUUUGAUGACACACUCAGAUAAUUCACAGUGUAUAGUAUGGCAUAAUAGGCUGGGGCACCCUUCUAUCAAAGUGCUGAGGUAAUUGUCAUUGAUAAAAGAAAACUCUGAUGUAAGGUUGUGUGAUAGCUGCUCAGUCUGUCCAUUAGCAAAGCAAACCAAGCUCCCAUUUCCCUCUAGUAUGUCUGUAACAAAUGUUAUUUUUGAUCUAAUUCAUCUUGAUGUAUGGGGACCAUAUAGAUGUAAUAUUCAUAAUGGUUUUAGAUUCUUCUUGACUAUUGUUGAUGAUCAUUCAAGAAUGACUUGACUGUUUUUUAUGAGACUGAAAAGUGAUGUUCUUGGUACCCUAAGAUCCUUUUUCUUGCUUGUAGAAAAUCAGUUUAACAAAAGAGUUAAAAAGAUAAGGUCU
This is a messenger RNA of Solanum tuberosum (potato), 2223 nucleotides long. RefSeq lists its product as uncharacterized. The transcript has 2 exons. The record is from RefSeq and is a predicted model, not a curated record. Lineage: Eukaryota; Viridiplantae; Streptophyta; Magnoliopsida; Solanales; Solanaceae. Bases 1075 to 1899 code for a protein of 274 amino acids.